AUGGAGGAAGAUACUCCAGCUAAGAAGCAAUAUUCAACUCUUUAUCAAAAGAUUAGUGGGAGAUGGAAGUGUAUCUUGAAUGGUAACUGGAAGUGGCCUUGUGGGAGGAGGUGGUCUAAAGAUGUCAGAGACUUGAUGCAAGCAACCCCUGAUCCUUUUAAACCUUUUCCAGAUAUGCAAGAUCAAACAAUCUUGUCCACAAGCUCCACGAACACAUUAUCUGUUAAGUCUGCUAUGAAGAUUCUCAGAGCUUGGAGACUGAAAGCAUAUUGGUAUAAACUUGUAUGGGGCAAAAACUAUGUUCCUAGAUUUGCCUUUAUACCAUGUCUAGCUUGUAGAAGAAGGCUAAACACUAUGAACAGAAUCAUGGUAUGGGGGUUACAGGUUUCAACCACUCUUCUUAAUGUAAUGUGUCAAGAAGAAAAUGAAACUUUUGACCAUUUACUUUUGGCUAUAGAGUCUCUCAGUCUGUAUGGCAGAAGGUCCAAAACAUGA
Molecule: messenger RNA, 495 nt
Organism: Coffea eugenioides
Lineage: Eukaryota; Viridiplantae; Streptophyta; Magnoliopsida; Gentianales; Rubiaceae
Exons: 1
Coding region: 1-495 (164 amino acids)
Source: RefSeq, a predicted model, not a curated record